AUGGAAGAGGUUUGGAAAGACAUCAACAUGUCUUCAUUGAAUGAACAAAACACACGACGACCCAUGAUUAUGAGUACCCGUGAUUCCUCCACUUUUGGUGGUGUUAUCCUUCAAGACUUUCUCGCUCGACCAAAAAGCAUUGAUCAUCAUUAUUCUUCUAAUAACUCAUCUUCUUCUGUUCCCUCAGAUCAAAAUCCUUCUUUUUAUUGCCCUACUGUUUCAACUGCCCCACCACCUCUUGUCACUGCUCUCAGCUUAAACUCUCGUCCUGAUCAUUUUCCUUUCGACCCUCUUAUCAGACAAACCAAUGAUAACAAUUCUCACUCACUUGUUCAACAACAACACCAACAUCAUCAUCGACAACAAAGAAAUAUUACUGCUCCAAAGGUUUCUCAUGUCGUAAAUCCCUCACCAUUUGAUCCAAACGUGGGUGUUGUAUCAAAUGCUUUCACUUGUUUUGGAAAGAGGUUUGGUGAACCUGAUGUUAGUCCUGGUGAAAGGAGAAACAAGAGAAUGAUCAAGAAUCGUGAAUCUGCUGCACGUUCACGAGCUAGAAAACAGGCUUACACGAACGAACUGGAGCUAAAAGUUGAUUUAUUGAUGGAAGAAAAUGCAAAGCUCAGAAGACAACAACAAGAGUUAUGGGAAGCGGCAAGUAAUGCACCAAAGAAGAAUAGCUUACAACGAACAUUAACAGCUCCAUUUUAA
Molecule: messenger RNA, 708 nt
Organism: Vicia villosa (hairy vetch)
Lineage: Eukaryota; Viridiplantae; Streptophyta; Magnoliopsida; Fabales; Fabaceae
Product: protein FD-like
Exons: 3
Coding region: 1-708 (235 amino acids)
Biological process (GO): positive regulation of DNA-templated transcription
Cellular component (GO): nucleus
Molecular function (GO): DNA-binding transcription factor activity
Source: RefSeq, a predicted model, not a curated record